AUGUCGCUCAUCUCAACCAUAUUAACUUCUACUAUUUCCGUUCUCUUGACCCAUUGGCUAAUCCGUGUAUAUGGGUCUUACACGUGGAUUUCAGCAGCCAGGGGCAAUGACAUUGAGCAGCAGAAUCAAGUCGCAGCAAACACUCAGGACAAUGUCGAAUGGUCUCAAAAUGAAGAAUCGCCGGAUGAGCAACUGGUCUCGGACGAUCCAGGAGAGUCCGCGGAGCCUGAGAAGCAAGUUUCCACAUCUCACUAUCUGAAGAGAGAUCAGUUAUGGUCUGAGUCCAAGUGGCUGUGGAUACCUUUCGAAAGAGGGGAGUUACCAGCCUCGCCACCACGCUCGGAUAUACACAACUACUUCUACGUCAAUCGGCGUUACCGUACUAUCUCAGCCAAGCCCACCACAGUCAUCAGUGAUUUCAGUUCUAUUCUAACAUCGUUCCUCAGGUGCCGUAAAGUAGAUGACAUGAUUGUCAGUCCCUUACUUACGAAUUAUCCCGACAGACAGCACAUAGGCGACGAAUUUUUCUACGAUGAUGUUACAUACGACCUGGAGAAAUUCUUCCCUGAACUGAAGAAACUGCACGAAGAGUUGGAGGGUGUACAGUCUAUUCUCGGCUCAACCGAGGCUACUGCAGAUCAAACACGAGAUGCAGCGCGUGACGUAGGUGCUACCGAUGCUGAAUAUGGUCACCUUGGAGAUGAUGUUAUCAAGCAGUACCUCGCUGACGUAGUCGAGCAAGUCGGAGUGCUACUGACGUAUCUGGAUGAAGAAUUCCAACCUACCGCAGAUCGACUUGCGCUGCUGUUGUCGUAUGGUCAAAUCGAAUGGGACCUCCUCAUUUACUAUUUCCAGCCAAAGUCGACUUACUCUGCGGAACAAGAAGACAAGAUUGCCUUUGUUUUGACCAACCGGUAUUACGAAAUGAGCUCGUCAAACCCGUACUUCCAGCUGGAAGGUGAAGGCUGGAUGUGGGAUGGGUCCAGCUACGUCCAGUACAGCCUUUCCCGUACGAUUUACCAGUACAAGGGCACGAAAGAUUUAGAUGCCCUUCCCUGCAUGUCGUUGACCGUGGAGCUGCAGGACAAGCUGCGAGAACGCGGCCGUCUGUAUACUUCAUACUCUGGCAUGCAUUAUAGAACAUACUUCAAAGAUCGGGUCAUAGUCGACAAAAAGGCGUUUGAUAAUACGAGCGGAUACAUCGCUGACCCCGAAUUCGUGAUACCCGAACUGGAUGAGGACAAACUGCAUCUUUUGCCUCCGACAGUGUAUGGAUUCAAUCUGAGCCAGAAGAGCUGGACCAGCUUCCACAUUGAACAUCUCGCGCCCGUUAUCUUUGAUGAGAAUGCCUGGGAUCAUCUAGUCCUAGAUCCGGAUACAAAGGCGCUCAUCAAAGGCCUCGUGGAGGUUACACGGAACGUAAAUUCCACGAGGAAGAUCAUAUCCGACGUUAUAUCGGGCAAAGGAGGCGGUUUAAUUGCUGUCCUGCACGGCCCUCCUGGAACAGGCAAGACGUUGACCGCAGAGGCAGUGGCAGAAUAUUUGCGUCGACCCCUCUACAUGGUCGGGUCUUCGGAGUUGCCGUCGUCGCCUUCUGGUUUGGAGUAUAGCCUGCAAGGCAUCCUGCAGCUUGCCACCGCAUGGGAUGCCGUGCUAUUGAUAGAUGAAGCCGAUUCAGGUAUCAAAUAUCCUGAGCUCGAUCAAGAUGCUCGACGAAUCGUUUGGCGUAAAUUUUUCGAGCUAGCCGGGAUAGCGACCAACACCUCAGAGCAGAGCAGGGCUUCAAGUGACUCGGAACUCGUCGAGGUGUCCCCGUCGGCAGCAGAGAGCUAUGCUAUUUCUUCCGAAGAUAUAGAAGAGCUGUCGCAAAAGCCUUUCAAUGGACGCACUAUCAAAAAUCUGGUCCGCACGUCCCAGGCACUUGCACUAGCAUCGAAUGAGCGCUUAUCUAUCGAGCACAUCAGGGUCGUAGUAAGGGCUUCAGAGAAGUUUCUCGACGAAUUUGCCAACGCCAAAGCUUGA
Molecule: messenger RNA, 2022 nt
Organism: Gloeophyllum trabeum ATCC 11539
Lineage: Eukaryota; Fungi; Basidiomycota; Agaricomycetes; Gloeophyllales; Gloeophyllaceae
Product: P-loop containing nucleoside triphosphate hydrolase protein
Exons: 19
Coding region: 1-2022 (673 amino acids)
Molecular function (GO): ATP binding; ATP hydrolysis activity
Source: RefSeq, a predicted model, not a curated record